AUGUUGCUUGCUAAGUCUUAUAAGAUUGCAGAUGGACCUUCAUUGUUUGCCUCUCAUAAGGACCUUGCUCAGUUAACUGGCCGACCUCCUCGAAAAAAUUCCACCACAGGAGGAACACCAAAUGAUAAUGGGAAUGAGAUACCUCAAUCAUUUGAUGAUAAAUUAUCCAGCUCAUCAAGUCAGGAAGAGAUCAUUGCUCUCUUUAGACGAAUAAAGUCUUCAAUCUCGAAAGGAGAUUCUAGAAGUUCCAAGAAAAGAAGUUCCAAGUCAUCGGAGGAUAAGCACUCGGCUGAAUCUGUUUUGGAUGUUCUUCGUCAAUCAAGGGAGCAAGUAAAAGAAAGAGCUUCAACUAAGGGAAGGGUCAUGGCGUCGCCUCGGAGAAAAGGUCCAUCAGAGAGCCAGGAGAAAUUGGAUCAUCCAUCAGUACCAGACCAUAAGCUAACUCGGCCACCAUCUAAUUUUGUGAAGAGGUCUCCAAUUCCAUCUCCAUCAAGUCUGAGAGGAAAAGAAGAGCUGAAGAGUACAGCAUCGCUUAGCCCAGCAGGUGACAAGGAGCCAGGUUUGCAGAAAGUUGAGGAAAUGAAACUGCCUGCUCUGAAAGAACUAGCAAAAUCUAGGGGAAUCAAAGGUUACUCGAAACUGAAGAAGAGUGAGCUAGUGGAGUUGCUGAGGACUUGA
Ilex paraguariensis (yerba mate) is the source of this 678-nucleotide messenger RNA. Lineage: Eukaryota; Viridiplantae; Streptophyta; Magnoliopsida; Aquifoliales; Aquifoliaceae. The record is from the annotation of a GenBank genome assembly.